Durusdinium trenchii is the source of this 666-nucleotide messenger RNA. Lineage: Eukaryota; Dinophyceae; Suessiales; Symbiodiniaceae. The record is from the annotation of a GenBank genome assembly.
AUGGGUGACGAAGAAGAGCAGGUCUUUGACUUCGGAACCAAAAAGAAGAAGAAGAGCAAGGAGAAGAAGGAGAAGGCUGAAAAGGAGGAUGAACCACAGGAGGGUGACGUGAAGCUCCAAGGUGUAGAUGAUUGGACACCCGGGCCCUUGCACGACUAUGCCGAUUUGCUCAUGCGGUUGUACAAAAUCAUCGAGGAGCACAACCCGACUGUCGGUACCAAGGAGCGGUACAUCUUGAAGCCGCCACAGGUGGUGCGAGUUGGAUCCAAAAAAGUGGCUUGGGUGAACUUCAGCGAGAUUUGCGCCAUGAUGAAGCGCCCGCCUGACCACGUGCAACAGUUCGUGCUGGCGGAGUUCGGCACCGAGGGCGCCAUCGCCGGCACGGCCACCGCGCGCGCCGAGGGACAGGGCGCCGACGGCCAGUUAGUGUUGAAGGGCCGAUAUCAGCCCAAGCACUGCGAAAGUUUGCUUCGAAAGUACAUCAAGGAGUAUGUCACAUGCGAGAUGUGCAAGUCUGCCGCGACCACUCUCCGGAAGGACCCCUCCACACGGCUCACCAUGGUGGAAUGCUCCCGGUGCGGCGCCUCGCGGACAGCAGCGUCCAUCAAGGCUGGCUUCCACGCAGUGACGCGCGGCGACCGCAAGGCCGCCAAGCAGGCAAAGUAG